UAGGUUGCGAGUAGUAGUAGUUUGUAUACUUUAUCAAUGUUACUUUAUUUUUUAUGAAGAAAAAUGUACAAUCUAUAUUUAUUUAACACAAAAAGUAAAUAAGAUCAUAGUACAAUUAACAGUAUACAUAAUAAAUGAUACAUAAUACAUGAUAAGAAAUCCAUGCUUUAGAUGUGUAUUGUUUUGAGCUUGUUAAUUUCAUCAAACUUAAUCAUGUAGACUUCAAUAUUUGUUUCACAUUAAGAUGUAUUAUGUAUAGUAUAAUUUCUAAUAUUUAUUUUUUUAAGUAUAUGUAUCAUAAUUAACUUAACCAUAAGGGACUUUUAAAGACUUUUGACUGAUCCAAUAUAAUGAAUACUGGAAAGGUUAUUUUGUUACUAAUUAGAUUGUGUGAUUUGAUUAUGUGUUAACACAAAAACAAAAUUGUAUGAUUUGGGAAUAAGGGUACUGUGGACACCAUGUAUAAGAGAGCUCAAAGUAUAGAUUUUUCAGAUGUACUAUUAUUAUAGGUACUGAGUUUCCAAGAAUCAUCACACUAGAGUUAUUGAACAUUAUUAUUAUAUUUAGAAGUUUUUAUAUCAUAACAAUAUAUUAUGAAGAUGUGUUUAUUUAAAUAUAGAGUGGAUUCCAUCUAAUGUGGGCACCGGUUAAUAUGAGCAUUCGCUUAAUAUGGGCAAAAUCGCAAAAUGAUCUGAUCCCAAUACAAAUGUACAUUAACAAGGUUAAAAAAAAUCAUGUAAUGUGUGCAAUUUUUAUUUUAUCACAACAUUUUUAACGUAAGAAUAUACGAGUGAUAAGUACUUGUCCGAAAAAUAAUAGUGCUAGGGUAGGUAAUAUGCAUGUUUAUACGGUGGUUACCCAAUGAUCCACUUGAGCUGAUGUUGCUAGUAAGUCAAGGUAUAUUUUCGUUUUUCGUGUCCGAGCGAGCGAGUAGCGACGCCGGCAUCAUUGUAAUAACUUUUUAUUUCACAUUGGUGUCAUUAUUGGAUCACUGGUAACUGUGGUAUCAGAUGUGUUUUCGAUUUUCGACAGACGCGUGGUCUAACGCGCAAUACCCGCAUUUCAGUUUUAACGUGAUUUUUAAUGUGACAAUAUGUUUCGAAACGAUCUCUCACUGAAGGAAAAAAUCGCGAUUUUGGACAAAGUGCAAUUGUUACCUCUAGGCACUUCACUACGUAAAAUUGCUGAAGAAUUAUGCGUUCCGAAAUCAACGAUGACAAAACUGCUUAAAGACGAAGUCAUUUUACGCGAAAACUUCAAUUCAACUCAAACUAGUAAUCGAAAACGUGCACGGAAAGGGAAAUGUCCUGAAGUUGACGAGGCUUUAAGUGAAUGGUUUUCAUUGAUAACAAGUCGUGGUGAUCCCGUUUCUGGGCCAAUGUUGAAAUUAAAAGCCGAAGAAUUAUCCCAGAAAUUAGGUAACAAUCAGUUUAUUGCUUCUAAUGGUUGGUUAAGCAGGUGGAAAAAUAGACACGAAAUCAAAUUAAAACGUGUGCAUGAUGAAAAAGCAAGUGCUAAUGCAUCCACCUCUAAUGAUUGGAAAGUAAACAGGCUAAAAAUAAUUUUGAACGACUUUUCCCCAGAUAAUAUAUUUAAUGCAGAUGAAACUGGAUUGUAUUAUCGAGCGACACCUGACGGUUCUUUAUGUUUCAAAAAGGAAGUGCUAUCCGAUUCGAAAAAAGCAAUGGAUAGGAUUACAGUUUUAUUAUGUGUCAAUAUGACCGGGAGUGAUAAAAGAAAGUUGCUAGUAGUGGGGAAAAGCUUAAAACCUCGAUGCUUUAAAAAUAUGUCUAUAAAUAAAAUUCCAGUGCAUUAUCAUGCGAAUAAAAAUGCAUGGAUGACUUCAUCUAUAUUUUUAAACUGGCUGUGUGAAUGGGAUAAGGAAUUGCAAGCAAAAUCUAGGUCCAUACUUCUUCUAAUUGAUAACUGUGCUGCACAUCCAAAAAACGUUGAACUCAAAAACAUCACUUUAGAAUUCUUGUCACCAAAUACGACAUCCUUAAUCCAACCCUUAAAUAUGGGUAUUAUAAAAAACCUCAAGAUGAGGUAUAGAAUGAAGCUAGUUAAUUUUAUUCUAGAAAAGAUUGAAGAAAAACUAUUUGAUUCAUCUGCAACUGCUAGCCAAAUUAGUAGAAAAAUAAACAUAUUGCAAGCCAUACAGUUUAUAUCCGAAAGCUGGCGAGAAAUUAGUUGCACAACUAUUAUGAAUUGUUUCGCUUAUUGUGGAUUUUCUAAUCUUGUUGUUCCACAAUCUGAGUUUAUUGAAUUGAAUGAACAAUUUUUACUUAUUCAAAACCAUAAAGAGUUUGAAAACAUUGAUGAAAAUGCUCCUUGUUUUGAUAAUAAUGAAGACAUUUGUGAUGUUGUAGUAGAAAAUAUUCUUAAAAAAAGGAAGUUGAAAGAAGGAGAAGAAGAAGACGACUACGAUGGCGAUAUUGAACCACCAGUUACAACCAGAGAGGCUAAAAAAUGCAUUGAUUUGUUGCAGAAGUUCUUCAUGCAAGAGGGUAACGAAAAUAGUCCGUCUGAUAAACUUGAAGCGUGUGCCCACUUUGUCAACCAGAUUCACACUGAACAGCUUAGACAACAAACAAUUACAACGUUUUGUUUACCUUCAACAUCCAAAUAGUAAUUUUAUUUAGUUUUAUUUGUAUAGUAAUUAUUUAACAUUUUUUUUUAAUUGUAUGAUUCACGUGUAUAAUAACAACUUUUUUCGAUAUUAUAAUUUUUAUUUUUAUUUUUUAACUAUUUUUGGUUUUUAUGGGCAACUGCUUUAACGUACCCACAUUAAGCGGAAUCCACUGUAUUAUUUCAACUCUAAUCUAAGUAUUUAUGGUCUAAUAUUAUUUAAUCUUUACUUCCUGUUAACAUCAUAUGUUAGUGGUUUGUCUGUUGAGCAUUCAGUACACAAUAGUACAACAUAGUUUAAUUUCCUGUAUAAUAAAUUAGUUAAAUUUCGUAAUUUACAUGUAAAUAUGUAUAUUUUUAAGUAAUUUUUUACAUAAGUUUAUUUCCUAUACAAUUACCUGAAUAAUAUACAUGUCAUUUUGUGAAAUAAUCAAUUGAAUCUUAUAUUCAGUUUUUGUUAGAGAUAAAAUAAGAUUGAUUUCUUUAAUGGCAUAAAUAUUGGCCAGAGAAGAGAAAUUUCACAGGAAAUAAAAAUUAAUAUUAAAAUGCCAAAAAUGAAAUAUA
This is a messenger RNA of Rhopalosiphum maidis (corn leaf aphid), 3192 nucleotides long. RefSeq names its product tigger transposable element-derived protein 4-like. NCBI's taxonomy places the organism in Eukaryota, Metazoa, Arthropoda, Insecta, Hemiptera, Aphididae. Gene Ontology annotation, molecular function: DNA binding. The transcript has a single exon. Bases 1094 to 2629 code for a protein of 511 amino acids. Gene Ontology annotation, cellular component: nucleus. The record is from RefSeq and is a predicted model, not a curated record.